Molecule: messenger RNA, 2941 nt
Organism: Myotis davidii
Lineage: Eukaryota; Metazoa; Chordata; Mammalia; Chiroptera; Vespertilionidae
Gene: APPL2
Product: adaptor protein, phosphotyrosine interaction, PH domain and leucine zipper containing 2
Exons: 20
Coding region: 74-1963 (629 amino acids)
Biological process (GO): signaling
Cellular component (GO): endosome membrane; cytoplasm
Molecular function (GO): protein binding
Source: RefSeq, a predicted model, not a curated record
UCGCUCUUUACUGAGUGUAUUUGAAGAAGAUGCUGGCACCCUCACGGAUUAUACCAACCAGCUGCUCCAGGCCAUGCAGCGCGUCUACGGAGCCCAGGUAUCCUGCUGCCCCUCACCCGAGAGGCAGAGUGGGGGCCCUCUGCCCUCAUCUGGAACUUCUCUCAGGAGGUUGAGAAAUUUGAAAGAGGUGUCCCCUUCAAUCCCUGCACCCCCCUACAGCUACAUUUAUUGCAUCCGAACCUCCCUUCCCUCCCUGGCUUCAGAUGCCUCUGUGGCUCCCUGUGACAGCGCAGCAGAGAAUGAAAUGUGCCUGGCCACUCAACAGCUUUCUAAGCAGCUCCUGGCAUAUGAGAAACAGAAUUUUGCUCUUGGCAAAGGCGAUGAAGAAGUAAUUUCUACACUUCACUACUUCUCCAAAGUGGUGGAUGAGCUUAACGUUCUCCAUACAGAGCUGGCUAAACAGUUGGCAGACACAAUGGUUCUACCCAUUGUACAAUUUCGAGAAAAGGAUCUCACAGAAGUAAGCACAUUAAAGGAUCUCUUCGGACUCGCCAGCACUGAGCAUGACCUCUCAAUGGCAAAAUAUAGCAGGCUUCCUAAGAAAAAGGAGAAUGAAAAGGUGAAGACGGAGGUGGUGAAGGAGGUGGCAGCUGCCCGGCGGAAACAGCACCUUUCGUCCCUUCAGUACUACUGCGCCCUCAACGCGCUGCAGUACAGGAAGCGCAUGGCCAUGAUGGAGCCCAUGGUGGGCUUCGCCCACGGACAGAUCAACUUUUUCAAGAAGGGAGCAGCGAUGUUUUCCCAAAGUAUGGACAACUUCUUAUCCUCCGUGUCGGACAUGGUUCAGAGCAUUCAGGUGGAACUGGAAGCCGAAGCAGAAAAGAUGAGGGUGUCCCAGCAAGAGCUACUUUCUGUGGACGAAUCUGUUUACACGCCAGACUUCGAUGUAGCUGCACCACAGAUCAACAGGAACCUCAUCCAGAAAGCCGGUUACCUUAACCUUAGAAGUAAAACAGGACUGGUCACCACCUCCUGGGAGCGGCUUUACUUCUUCACCCAAGGCGGGAACCUCAUGUGCCAGCCCAGGGGAGCCGUGGCUGGCGGCUUGAUCCAGGACCUGGACAACUGCUCCGUGAUGGCGGUGGAUUGUGAAGACCGGCGCUACUGCUUCCAGAUCACCACCCCCAAUGGGAAAUCGGGAAUAAUCCUCCAGGCAGAAAGCAGAAAGGAGAAUGAAGAGUGGAUAUGUGCAAUCAACAACAUCUCCAGGCAGAUCUACCUGACGGACAACCCCGAGGCAGUCGCCAUCAAGUUGAAUGAGACGGCUCUCCAAGCAGUGACUCCCAUUACAAGUUUUAGAAAAAAGCAAGAAAGCUCCUGCCCCAGUGUUGGUGAGACUGAGGAUGACGCAUUCCCAGAGGCAGAAGAUUCUCUUUUGCAACAGAUGUUUAUAGUUCGGUUUUUGGGAUCGAUGGCAGUUAAAACAGACGACACUACCGAAGUGAUUUAUGAGGCGAUGAGACAAGUGUUGGCGGCACGGGCUAUUCAUAACAUCUUCCGUAUGACAGAAUCCCAUCUGAUGGUCACCAGUCAGAUGCUGAGGUUAAUAGAUCCUCAGACUCAAGUAUCCAGAGCCAAUUUUGAGCUCACCAGUGUCACCCAGUUCGCUGCUCAUCAAGAAAACAAGAGACUGGUUGGCUUUGUGGUCCGCUUGCCUGAAUCCACAGGCAGAGAGUCUCUGAGCACAUAUGUUUUUGAAAGCAACUCAGAAGGCGAAAAGAUAUGUUAUGCUAUUAAUUUGGGAAAAGAAAUCAAUGAGGUUCAGAAGGAUCCAGAAGCAUUGGCUCAAUUAAUGCUGUCCGUACCACUAACCAAUGAUGGAAAAUAUGUACUAUUAAACGAUCAACCAGAGGACAAUGAUGGAAGUCCACGCGAAAAUACAGGCGCAGAAUCUGAAGCAUAACUCUUGCGCUUUUGGGGGAAGAGCACCCAAGGAGAGCUACCUCCUUAAGGGUUUUCAACUUCUCUGAUACACAGGCACACGAACUGAUUUCAGAAAGCUGACAAUCGCUUGUGGAAUGGACUCUCGAUGCCUUGGUACUGAGACUUGGGAGGGAAACAGUAAGAAAUGGUUGACAACAGUCCUACCCAUCUACAAAUGUUAUUUUAGGUGCUUUGUGGUAAGUCCUUUUCUUAGAUUAUUAUUCAGCGCUCAGAUUGAAAGUUAUGAGAAAAUGCAUCGUUCACUUUAUUUGAAUGUCAUCUUUUUUCAGUUUCCAGUAUCCUUUUUUAAAAAUGGCAAAAGCCUAGAUUUAUAAUUAAACACUAAAUAUUUCCUAUUAAUAUACUCUAUUUUUGUAUUUUACUUAAUAAGCUUUAAGUGCCUGUCAUUCUGAAAAUUGUAUUUAUAAUCAAGCUUCUCUCAUAAUUGGACCUAAUAAGCAUUAAUCUGUGCAGUUAGGUGCCGAGCCCUGCUCUGAGGCUCGAGCACUAGCAGCGAUGCAGGUCUAGUUUUGAUCAUUGUUCCAGGCAUCAUGCAAUAAAAACUAGCAGAUGAGUACCACAAAAGAUACUCAGUUUUACUGGGAACCUUAAUGAACCAGCAUUCAGAAGUUUACGAUCUUUUAGAUGUUACUGUUUUUAGUGGUGGAUCACCGUGAACAGCUCUGCCAGGUCCUGUUUCUUCUGAGCCAGACCCUCCUCAAGGAAGGGGCCAAUUAAUUUUAAAACUCACUUGAAGAGCAGUUGGUUUAAAGUUCCUAUUUCCACUCUGGCAUCCCAGCCCACUCCACCAUUCCCUCCUACCCAUGAAAUAAGUAUAAUGAUCUUGAAUUGGUACAGUGUGUUUAAUUAUAACCAAGUUCAACAGAAUGUUAUUGUCUUUGUAAUAAAUUAACCUAGCAAUAAAUGCUAGCAAAUAAAUCUAUCAUUCUGGUUUUUU